UUGCUAUUUCGCUUACUCUUAAUACCCUGUCCUGUUGUCAAGUUGAUGCAAUUAUUGCCUACAAAUUCUACGUGUAACGCGUGAAAGAUAAUUUCACACGUAUGUUUGCUGGAGAUAAUGUAGAAAUAAUAUCCAAAAAGUUGUGAAUUUCACCUACAAAAUGUCUUCUUCAGCGAUAUAUAUAUUGGAUGUGAAAGGCAAAGUCCUCAUUUCGAGGAAUUACCGCGGGGAUGUUGACUUGGGCAUCAUAGACAAAUUCAUGCCUUUGCUCAUGGAGAAAGAGGAAGAAGGUAUGCUCACUCCACUGUUACAAACUAGCGAGUGCACCUUUGCUUACAUCAAAACCAACAACUUGUAUAUAGUGUCUACUACCAGGAAAAAUGCAAAUAUAGCACUCGUUUUUGUAUUCCUGUACAAAAUUGUUGAAGUCAUGACAGAAUAUUUUAAAGAAUUGGAAGAAGAGAGCAUUAGGGACAACUUUGUGGUCAUAUACGAGCUGCUGGAUGAACUGAUUGACUUUGGAUACCCACAAACCACAGACAGUAAGAUACUGCAAGAAUAUAUAACACAGGAAGGACAUAAACUGGAAAUGCAGCCGCGCAUACCAAUGGCUGUGACAAAUGCUGUCUCUUGGAGGUCUGAGGGUAUCAAGUACAGGAAGAAUGAAGUCUUCUUAGAUGUUAUUGAGUCUGUCAACCUCUUGGCUAACUGUAACGGCAAUGUAUUAAGAAGUGAGAUUGUAGGAGCAAUUAAAAUGAGAGUUUACUUGUCUGGCAUGCCUGAAUUGCGUCUUGGUUUGAAUGAUAAGGUUCUGUUUGAGAGCACUGGCAGAGGAAAAUCUAAGUCUGUUGAGCUUGAAGAUGUUAAAUUCCACCAGUGUGUUAGAUUAUCACGUUUUGAGAAUGACAGGACAAUUUCUUUUAUUCCCCCUGAUGGUGAAUUUGAGUUGAUGUCGUACAGAUUGAACACUCAUGUUAAGCCUUUGAUCUGGAUUGAGUCAGUCAUUGAGCGCCAUGCUCACUCCAGAGUUGAGUACAUGAUCAAGGCCAAGUCUCAGUUCAAGAGGCGUUCGACUGCCAAUAAUGUUGAGAUUAUUAUACCUGUCCCAGCUGAUGCUGAUUCUCCUAAGUUCAAAACUACCAUUGGCAGUGUGAAAUACACUCCUGAACAAAAUGCCAUAACUUGGUCAAUUAAAUCAUUCCCUGGAGGCAAGGAAUACUUAAUGAGAGCUCACUUUGGUUUACCAUCAGUUGAGUGUGAAGAAGUUGAUGGAAAGCCACCAAUACAGGUUAAAUUUGAAAUCCCCUACUUCACUACUUCUGGUAUUCAAGUCAGAUACUUGAAGAUCAUUGAGAAGAGUGGAUAUCAAGCUUUACCUUGGGUGCGGUAUAUCACACAGAAUGGAGACUAUCAACUAAGAACUAACUAAUCAUUUAUAUUACAUUCCAUAGAUUUAAGAAGCACCAUAUUAUGUUAUUUACAAGUUGUCUAUUUUGCAUUAUUAAAUAUAGGUAUUAAAGUAGUAUUAUGUAUUUGUUUUGACUACAAUAAAUUAAUAUUCUUCAAAAUAA
Molecule: messenger RNA, 1571 nt
Organism: Helicoverpa zea (corn earworm)
Lineage: Eukaryota; Metazoa; Arthropoda; Insecta; Lepidoptera; Noctuidae
Gene: AP-1mu
Product: AP-1 complex subunit mu-1
Exons: 2
Coding region: 161-1429 (422 amino acids)
Biological process (GO): intracellular protein transport; vesicle-mediated transport
Cellular component (GO): clathrin-coated vesicle; clathrin adaptor complex
Molecular function (GO): clathrin-cargo adaptor activity
Source: RefSeq, a predicted model, not a curated record